Molecule: messenger RNA, 723 nt
Organism: Helianthus annuus (common sunflower)
Lineage: Eukaryota; Viridiplantae; Streptophyta; Magnoliopsida; Asterales; Asteraceae
Product: N66 matrix protein-like
Exons: 2
Coding region: 1-723 (240 amino acids)
Molecular function (GO): nucleic acid binding; zinc ion binding
Source: RefSeq, a predicted model, not a curated record
AUGGUGACUUCAGCCAAACCCCAAACAAUCACUCAGGCUGUAACUCUGGCUGUCAGCCUUACUGAAGACUGUGUUCGUAUGGAGAAACUAUCACUGAACCCGACAGAGAAGACCGAGACACAUGCUGAGUCGUCCGGUGACAAGAAGAGGAAGCAUUCGAAUCUGAAUCAAGCAACUAGCAACAACAAGGGUUCAAACAACAAGAAGCGUGCCACUAACCCACCUAGGGAGACAAAAACCUUCGCAGCUGCAAACGAGUCUGGGGCUAAGAAGUAUCAGGGCACUCUGCCCAAGUGUAACCGCUGUGGUUUUCAUCAUGUGGGAAAUUGUCGUGUUGGGAAGUGCGAGAACUUCGGAAAGUCAGGCCAUCGUACCGAAGAUUGUUGGGGUAAAGGUAUUGGAGGCCGCAAUGGCAAUGGUAAUAGGAACGGGAAUGGAAACCGUAACGGUGCUGGUAAUGGGAACGAUGGCGGAAAUGGAAAUGGCAACAAUAACCGAAUUGGAAAUGAAGCUGGGCGAAACCAAGGAUGCUUCAGAUGUGGAAGCAAUGAACAUUUCAUGAGAGACUGCCCAAAGAAAGACAAUGCUCAGAUAUUCAUCAUUUCCCAAAAUCACCCUCCCAACUUCACUCUCUCUCUCCCACUUUCGGCUCUCCCCAAACCGCCACCAUCACCACCACAUAACCACCAUAUUCAUCCAUCUUUGAACAUCUUUCAAGUGUAG